AGUGUGUGGACUCUGGGUUUCUUCUUCGGUGAAAAAACGGAGGACCCAGGCCACCCGCUCCGAACGAGAAAGGCUUGAUCUCAAAAAGCAGGACAAUCGGAGACCACUGCGCCACUGCGAAGAGAGGCGAACCUCGUCUCCCGAUACUCGACGCAUGCUAAGAUUCUCCAGUAGCCUGGCUCUGCUGAGACGCUGAGAACGGAGGGAAUCACGGACCCGCCGCAUAAUUCAUCAUCGAUAUAGCUUUUUUCAUGAAGAAACGGAAUCCUCCUUUCAACUUGACUCCAGCCUUCCGGCGCCGUACUUAUGCAUCCAUUUUCCUUUGCCUUCUCGGGUGUAUGUACACUUGAAUGUCGGGGCCGGCAAGAACUCUGGGGUGUACAUACACCUGAGACGGGCCCCUUCGCUGGCUAUUUUUGCGGCAAAAAUCUCUCUUGGUUUUUCUUAUCUAUCUUGCUCUCGUGACACUCUUACUUGAACUGUCUGCUUCCAGUUUUUCAGUCGGCCGCUUCUCGUCUCCUCGCUCCUUCUAUCCCCUUCUUCGUUUUUGAAGCUUCUGCGUUUCGCGCUGUUCUCUGGACGGUGCUGUUGCGUCUGAUUUCUCUCUUCCCUUCUUUCGCAACUUCCUCUGACCUCCAUUUUCAAAUGCCUCAGGGACGCGCUUGCGAGGGUCUGCACAUUCUGCUCACGCGCUGUUCUUCCUCGAUUUCGUCUUCGCCUUCCGUUUUUAUCUGCCUUCUUCGCCAUGUCCGUCGUUGGAAGAUUCCGGCUGAUCGUCCCUGCAGCGACGGCGAAACCGUCGCCUGCGAUUGGUCAGACUCUCGGUCCGCUGGGCAUUAACAUGAUGCAGUUCUGCAAAGAAUUCAACGCUCGCACUGCCAACGUUCGCCCGGAGGUUCCGCUUCAAGUGACUAUCGUUCCUCUGACCGACAGGUCCUACAAAUUCAGCAUUCGCGCCCCAAGCAACAUUUGGUUUCUCCUGCGAACGGCGCGGUGCCCGAUGGGCAGCGAAUCUCCUGGCCACCAGAGUGUCGGAAACGUCACCCUGAAGGAGAUCUACCAUAUUGCCAGGUGCAAAAGCAUGGACUGGCCUCUCAUCGGCAUGUCCCUCCGUGGCAUUUGUCGAUCUCUUAUCGGCACCGCUCGCGCUUCAGGCAUAGAGAUAAGCAAAGAGAUUUUGCCUGCGUACCACAAGCGGGACUACACGGAUGUUCAGGCUCUUGACAGCAUGCGCAAAGACAUGCGUCAGAGAAAGAAAGCAGCGAAGCGAGCCGCCACAAAGAAGUGACUGUGAAGUGUGUUUUUUUUUGUUCUUUUUGCCUUCCCGUCUGUUUCAAGACGCGUUGGACUUUCCCUAUGGAGAAGAGCGUGAAUGCCGGAAAAAAGUCACAUUCGGCCUUGAUGUUGUCUUCGCUGUUUCUUUUUCUGUCGUCUCUUCCUCGUCCUUUCUUUCAACUUUCUUCCAUUUUCUUUCUGUCCCCUUCGUCUUCCGCUUGGCUUUCUCCUGCUUUCUUGGCUCUCUCUUUUUGUAUCUCGACCCGCGGGGGAGUCUUCUUGACCUCUCGUCAUUCCGGUCUCUCGCUCUUCCCCUUUUUAAAUAUCUGUCUUGAUUUUUCUCCUCUGUGCCUCUGUUCCCUGUCUCUUGUCUGCCAUUCGUUCUUUCUGCAUUUUCCGGUGUUUUCAAUUUUUUUUUGUUUCGCGCACAAAGAAGCCUCUCUGCAGCGUGGCUGUGUGUCCACGCGAACGUUGUCGCUGCUACGCGUUCUCCCUUUUAAAAACGCCGUUCGUGAGACAAUCCGUUCUUUUUCGGAAGGAACGAGUUGCGCAUUUGUCUCUCUGGUUCCCUCGUCCUCGAUUCUCUAGCGCAAACAAGACGCGAGAACGGAACAGAAGAGAAAAGAGGCAAAGAGAAACAGAGAAGAAAAAAGAGACAGCGAAUGGAAAAGACAACGAAACAGAGACAGGAAAGAGAGAGAAAACAAGGAAACGGAGAGAGCACACAGAGACAGGGAAGCAACAGUCCCAAGAAGGUGUGAAGUGAAGAAAGAGACAGAGCGGUUAACGCGUCGUAGAACGCCUUCGUGCAGGCGAGGAAAUCUCUGAGGUGAACAGACUUGCACAUCGGAAAGGCGACAGAUAGAGACGUAGAAAUUAUUGCAAAGACGUUCCAAGUGAACCGGAAAACUGGCAGACACUUUCAGGUCGUCACGGAGGUCGAGAGCCGGAAGAGCCUUCAGAGAGAAGAUAUUCAAAUAUCUGACGAUGUACGCACACAAGCUGUUACCGCGAGAGUUUCCACAUGCUUGCCGUACCCCCCGAGUUCCACUUUCACUGAUACUCAUACGAUACAAAAUUACAUGCAUACAUGAAUACAUAAAGAAAUGUACUGUAUGUUUAGAUACAUGCG
Toxoplasma gondii ME49 is the source of this 2407-nucleotide messenger RNA. Its product is annotated as ribosomal protein L11, putative. Gene Ontology annotation, biological process: translation. NCBI's taxonomy places the organism in Eukaryota, Apicomplexa, Conoidasida, Eucoccidiorida, Sarcocystidae. Bases 746 to 1288 code for a protein of 180 amino acids. The transcript is spliced from 5 exons. Gene Ontology annotation, molecular function: large ribosomal subunit rRNA binding; structural constituent of ribosome. Gene Ontology annotation, cellular component: mitochondrial large ribosomal subunit; ribosome. The record is from RefSeq and is a predicted model, not a curated record.